This is a messenger RNA of Pomacea canaliculata, 603 nucleotides long. RefSeq lists its product as uncharacterized. The transcript has 3 exons. Lineage: Eukaryota; Metazoa; Mollusca; Gastropoda; Architaenioglossa; Ampullariidae. The record is from RefSeq and is a predicted model, not a curated record. The coding region runs from base 16 to 474 and encodes 152 amino acids.
AACAAGUCAGGUUAAAUGUCAACCGACAUUGUAGCAGCCAAUCAACUAGUCACCCUCAUCCUGGAUGUUCCUCUUGGUCGGGAGGAUCCCACUCUGUAUCCGUCUUCCUCUAGACAAGAGAGAUAUAAACGACGACAGUUAGGUUGCCGGACAUCUGAAGUCGGCUUGUCAUUCCUGGACUUGUUCAGACCAGUGGUCAGCAUGCGUGGACACCUGGUGGUUGUUGUGGCGGCUGUGGUGGUGGUGUGUCAGCUGACAAGCAGCGCUGAUGUAUCUGUCACAGAACCAGUGCUUGCUCAGGACGUGACCGCGCAACAGGCGAGCGGCUUCCGGGAGGGAGGAGGCUUCCGGGAGGGAGUAUCCCGCGUGGACGGGUUCAGACCCUCGGGGCCCAGUCGCUGGCCCCAACUUCACCCUUGCCUCUGUAGAUCGCAGUCAGGGUUUCGACGUUCAGGUUUCCGUUCAACACCAUAAACCCCAGCUUCCGGAACAAUGUCCUCCUCUACCUGCCUCCUCACUUGCCUCACAAGCCUCGUCAACCGCAAACCUUGCUCAGACAUCUUUUGCCAAAAUAAUUUCAUCAAUAAAUGUCCAGUUGAUUAA